GCAGAAAUGGCCGAAGGUUUGGAGAAAAUCACCGAGAUCCCUUCUGGAUUCCUCAAGGACGGCACGGCCUUCAUCAAGAAGUGCCAGAAACCCACCCAAAAAGAAUACUUCAAGAUCAUUAGAGCCGUUGGCAUUGGUUUCGUCAUGAUGGGCGUGGUGGGUUACGUGGUCAAGUUGUUGCACAUCCCCAUCAGAUACUUGAUUGUGUAGGCAGCUCGCACCAUAACAAUGAAUACUAAUAAACGUACACGAAGAAUGAACCGUAGGCUUCGGGGUGCCGAACAAUUGCCCUGGUCAUGUGACUGCUCCUGGCGGCCUUCGGCGGAGGAGAGCUUUGUUUCUGGACGCUUCUAAUCAAUCCUUUUUCGUUUCUUCUUAUUCUGCCAUUUCAGGCAAGGUUUUCUUUGGCUUUCCUUCCAUAAAUUGUUUCGUAUGCUCGUGUAGACCACAAUUAUUGCUGAUGGCUGGUUGUGGUUUUAUACUGAUGAAUACUUUAAUCUUGCACGCCGUCUAAGGUGAC
This is a messenger RNA of Metschnikowia bicuspidata var. bicuspidata NRRL YB-4993, 520 nucleotides long. Its product is annotated as translocon subunit. Gene Ontology annotation, cellular component: membrane; Ssh1 translocon complex. Gene Ontology annotation, molecular function: transmembrane protein transporter activity. Bases 7 to 210 code for a protein of 67 amino acids. Gene Ontology annotation, biological process: post-translational protein targeting to membrane, translocation; protein targeting. The transcript is spliced from 2 exons. Lineage: Eukaryota; Fungi; Ascomycota; Pichiomycetes; Serinales; Metschnikowiaceae. The record is from RefSeq and is a predicted model, not a curated record.